AUGCUGGGUGCGCAGCUGGCGGCCGGCCCGGCCGCCAGCGGCCUGGCCCUGUCGCCGCCCGAGGUGCAGCAGCUGUCUCGCGCCCCCACCAGCGGCGCCGUUAAGGGCCUGCCGCGCUUCGACCCAUACAUCAUGGAGACUUACCUGGACGACCUGAGGGACCUGAAACGCCAGGUGUAUGACCUUUUCAAGUUUCGGCCGGAGCUGCUGCCCGUGGUCGAGGAGGGCAUGAGCAAGGAGGAGCACCGGAGCCUGGUGCGGGCCCAGCUGCGGGCGCUGCUGGAGGCCGGGGUCAACCCUUUGACUUACUUUGACCGCGACUACAAGAAGUACUUCUACCUUGCUGAGUGCCUAUCUCUCGUGGACCUCAGCCUUAUGGUCAAGUCAGGGGUGCAGUUCAGCCUCUGGGGCGGCAGCGUCCUGAACCUGGGCACCGAGCAGCACCGCCGCAAGUACUUUGACGACAUCGGGGCCUUUCGGCUGCCCGGCUGCUUCGCCAUGACAGAGCUGGCGCACGGCAGCAACGUGAGGCGCGGCUGGUUUGGGUGA
Molecule: messenger RNA, 549 nt
Organism: Monoraphidium neglectum
Lineage: Eukaryota; Viridiplantae; Chlorophyta; Chlorophyceae; Sphaeropleales; Selenastraceae
Product: acyl-CoA oxidase
Exons: 5
Coding region: 1-549 (182 amino acids)
Biological process (GO): lipid homeostasis; fatty acid beta-oxidation using acyl-CoA oxidase
Cellular component (GO): peroxisome
Molecular function (GO): acyl-CoA oxidase activity; FAD binding; fatty acid binding
Source: RefSeq, a predicted model, not a curated record